AUGAUGUUACCAGAAGCAUGUGUGGCGAACAUCCUCUCCUUCACAACUCCUGCGGAUAUAUUCUCUUCGGCCUCUGUCUCCUCUGUUUUCCGCGUAGCCGGAGACUCAGAUUUUGUCUGGGAGAAGUUUCUACCAUCCGAGUACAACCGCAUCAUCUCUAGCUCGACUCAUCAGAGCUUCUCCUCCAAAAAGGAGCUCUAUCGUUGUCUCUGUGAAUCAGUUAUCAUCGAUAAUGGCAGAAAGAUAUUCAAGAUCGAGAAGCUAACUGGGAAGAUAACGUAUGUUUUGUCCGCAAGAGAUCUUUCCAUAACUUGGAGCGAUCAACGACACUACUGGUCUUGGAGCCAUCGAUCAGAUUCAAGAUUUUCGGAAGGGGCCAGGCUUAUAAUGACGGAUUGGUUAGAAAUCAAAGGAAAAAUCCAAACAGGAGUUUUGUCUCCGAGCACGAGCUACCGAGCUUAUCUGAUUAUGAAAGUGACGGAACGAGCAUAUGGACUAGACUUGGUUCCGGCCGAGACUUGGAUAAAAGUGGGAAAUGGUGAGAAGAAUAUAAAGGCAAGUUACUUAAGUUGCUUGGAUAACAAGAAACAUCAAAUCGCAAAGAAGGACGAGAUUACCCGAUCUCAUCGUAGAGAGCCGGAGAUGAGAGAAGAUGGGUGGAUGGAGAUAGAGCUGGGAGAGUUCGAGACAGGACGAGUAGGUGAAGCGGAAGAGGAGGUUGUGAUGAGUCUAACGGAAGUGAAAGGGUAUCAGUUGAAGGGUGGGAUUGUAAUUAAUGGGAUUGAAGUCAGACCUAAACUUCAAAAGUGA
Molecule: messenger RNA, 810 nt
Organism: Eruca vesicaria subsp. sativa (arugula)
Lineage: Eukaryota; Viridiplantae; Streptophyta; Magnoliopsida; Brassicales; Brassicaceae
Source: the annotation of a GenBank genome assembly